UUUUACAUCUCUGAAAAUUUGUUUUACGUUCAUGCUCUGUUUUAAAUCAGAAGUAGUCAUGGUGACAUCAAAGUGACAAAAAACAUCAGUAUUAUUAUUAUUAUUUUUUUUUUGGUGAACUUGGUCUGUGACUUAACCUGCAUAACUUUUGUUUUAGGACAAAUAGCUCUGUGUUCUUAUGGGUUAAGGUUUGUUUUCCUAAGAGUUUUUAUUUGCACUCCCACUUCUACGUUAUUGAGGAGAAAGAGGAAAUGAGCAGCUGCUGUGGUUUUCAAAUUAAACGGAACAAUCGUCCUCUGUGCUGAAGCAGCUAAGGUCAGUUUCUAUUCAAAACCUCUAUGGAAAGAGGACGAUGACAUACGAGGAUGCAGUGAUGCUGUGAUCAGUCCACAUCAACAUAGAGCAGAAGGUUGAAGAUCAAACUGAAGCUAAGGAGAAGAAACCCUGCAGAUACUGUAAGUCUCUUCAGACUAAUGAUUUUCAAAUGAUUGCAUAAAGGAAAAAACAAAUACUAAGGAAGUCUGUUAACAAACCAGCAUGUUGGACUGUUUAGCAGUUAUUAUUAAUAUCAGAUAAAAAGUCUGACAAUUUAAAGCAUCUUAUUUUUCCUCAUGAAUAUGGACAGUUGAAAAAAAUGUUAACUCUUUUACAUGUUUGUUCAUGAAUUUCUAUUUUCACAUGAUUUUAAAAAUGUUUUUCUGUUUUUAGUUCGACACUUUUUUUUGUUAUUGUUGUAACUAAGUAGAGUUGAAAAACAGAAUCCAAAAAUUAUUUACAUUUUUAGUUGGAUCUAGGGCUUAAGUCUUUGUUAUCAAAAAUGUCAUUGACACCUACUGGCAGAAAAGAUGGAACAUAUUUCUGUUAGAUUGUGAUGGGUUUUAUAUUAGAGAAUGUCUAGAUUAAAUCUUUUCUCUGUAACGUAAUACAAUUUGCUUUUCACUUUUACUGUAAAAUAACUUUAAAGAGACAUAUUGACCCUGAUCCCUAUUAAAGAAAAUGCUCAAUAUUACUUUCAUUUGAAAAUGUAUUAAAUAUAUAUUUUUGUUUUGUUUUUCAUAUAGGUUUAUCAUAGGUCAUUUCUGUUUAUCAAGGUCAUGGUAAAAAAUUCUUCAUAAAACAUCAUUUUAAUAUUUAGCAGAACAUGUUUUAAAUAUGCAAAUAUAACAUACAAACUAUGGAGCCAUUUUUAAACUUCAAACAAAUGUUGGAACUGUUACUUUAAAAUAAAGCUGUAGCUGUUAAGAUAGAGGGUAAAAAAAGAAAACAAGGUGUGAAUAUUUUGCUUUGUUCAGAAAAUGUGUGCUCCAGAAUCUAUAACAGAAAAGUUCAUUUAAAUAAAAGCUGUUGUCUUCCUGCAGUUGAAAGAAUUUCAGAGAAAUGAUGAAGCUGAGUUUGUUUCUGAUGGUUCUUCUUGGUCAUUUUUGUCUCUUCACAUGUCAGCUCCAUGAGUAUCACUAUGUUGAUCAGAACAUGACUUGGGCUGAAGCUCAGCAGCACUGCAGGAACGAAUACACUGAUCUGGCUACAGUGAGCAGCAUGGCUGACAUGGAGCGACUCCGAAACAUCAAUUCUGAGAAGAUAGAAAUCUGGAUUGGUUUGUUCAACCAAACAGGCACCAACGCUACUUCACACUGGUCUCUGCCUGGAUUGCAGUUUAAUGAAAGUCAGGCAAAGUGGAACACUAAUGAACCAAGUGGUGGAGUAGCUGAGACCUGUGGGGCUAUUAAACAUAUUACUGAUGAAAAGUGGUUGGACAUGCCAUGUAUGGAUAAAGCACAUUUCCUCUGCUAUAAUGGAAGCUCUUCUCUUAAGUAUUAUUUAGGAGAUAAAAUGACCUGGUUUGAUGCUCAGAGAUACUGCAGAAAGAAUCACACAGACCUGAUCAGUGGACCACAGCUGGAGGAGCUGCAGAAGCAUAAUGAUGUCACAGCAAACAUAAUACAAUUAUAUGAUAGAACAUCUGUUGUAAACUUGACCUCACUAUCAAGUUACAACCUAAUUUUCAUCGGACUGUUCAGAGACGCUUGGACCUGGUCAGAUGGCAGCAGUUUCUCUUUCAGGCACUGGAAUGUGCUGUAUGACAGUACAAGUAAAAAAAACAACUGCACCAUGGUGAACGAGGAUGGCAUGUGGGAAACCAGAGAAUGUAACAGCAAAAGAUCCUUCUUCUGUUACACAGAUCAUGUGAUCCUGAUCAAUAAGAACAGGACCUGGGAGGAGGCCUUAUACUACUGCAGACAUUAUUAUAAUGACCUGGUCACCAUCACUAACCUGGAUGAACAGAGAUGGGUUCAGGAGAAAACCAAGAAUGCUACAACUCCUUAUGUGUGGACGGGACUGCGCUACACCUGCACUCUGGGGUUCUGGUUCUGGGUCAGUGACGAGGUGGUCCGCUACAAGAACUGGGCCUCACCUGAACAGGUGAAUAAGUGUGACAUGUCAGGAGCCAUGGAGACAGGAGGAGAACACAAGUGGUUCAAAAUAAAUGCUGAGGACAAGUUCAACUUCAUAUGUUCAAAGUGAAAAUCUGAUCACAGAUUAGGAUUUUAUUUAUGUAUUUAUUUACCGAGAUUCUUGUAUUCAAAUAAAGUUUAAAGCAUUUCCCUGAAACUUUUAGCAAGUUGAGGAAAGUGCUUUAUGGAAAAUUGAUCUAUUCCCUCAACUUAUUGCAAUAUUACUUGGUGACACACCUUUGCUAGUUGCUUACACAAAAUAAUUUUAUUACCAAAAACCCAACCUUGUCCACAUCCAAUGCACCAUUAUUCAGUAAGUUUAAGUCAAUUAACAUUCACAAUAUCAAUAGUCUGUUAACUUGUACAUUUGUAUUUAGUGCACUUUAAAAUACCAAUUGGCCUCCACAAAUAAAGAUACUUUGUUCAUAAUCCCUAAAUUCACUUGCAUUCAACAAAACAUACUUCCAAAACACACUAAACUACACUGAAAGAGGUCAAGACCUGUUUGUAAGAUACCAUUGAACCUAAGUCAUUGAAUACUCACGCAACCAAACUCUUUGACUAUUGACUAAACCAACCUUAGAAAUACUCUAAGCAAAAUAUUUGUUGUGAUUUAAUUGCAAACCAACUAAAUGUAGAAUGUGAAUCAUAAAAAAAUUAUAGGUUAAUAUUUUUUAUCUUUUCUUUUUUUCUUUGAAAUCUGUCUUUUUUUUAACUGGGGUUGGUGGUGCCCUUCCAGUUUCUUCCAACUCCCUACACAUUUAACUGCUGUUUAUAAUGUAAUCACUGUACUUUAUUUUUGUUUUUAUGCAAUGAUUUUAUGUAUGUGCUAAAAAAAUAAAACAAAUAACACAUACUAUGGUCAAUG
Messenger RNA from Oryzias melastigma (Indian medaka), 3321 nucleotides. Its product is annotated as C-type mannose receptor 2-like. The record is from RefSeq and is a predicted model, not a curated record. The transcript has 4 exons. Bases 1378 to 2523 code for a protein of 381 amino acids. Lineage: Eukaryota; Metazoa; Chordata; Actinopteri; Beloniformes; Adrianichthyidae.